Leptomonas pyrrhocoris is the source of this 847-nucleotide messenger RNA. RefSeq lists its product as hypothetical. Lineage: Eukaryota; Euglenozoa; Kinetoplastea; Trypanosomatida; Trypanosomatidae. The record is from RefSeq and is a predicted model, not a curated record. The transcript has a single exon. Bases 50 to 847 code for a protein of 265 amino acids.
AGUAACUAUCGGCCUUUUCAUGUCUUUCUAGAAUUCCUUCUUUUUAAAAAUGACGUUUCAAUUUCAACGUGCGGCGGAGCUGCUCUUUACGUCGCAGUACCUCCUGCAGUUUGACGACACCAUUAAAUUCAAACUGGUCCGCGAAAGCCGCCGCGGCACUCUUCAGAUAUCCCCCGUCAACGUCCCUCCUUUCAGCUACACCACGAUUGAUUUCGUCGACGUGCCGGAUCGCAAAGACAAAGUUCCCGCCACAGAGCCACUGACCGUGUCAUGGGCGGUGAACACGGCGUUUCUCACCAACGUACUGAGCUGCUUCGACCCGCAGACUCCGCUGGCGAUGGAGACGGCCAGCGACCUGGCAUACGUCCUUCUGUACCAGAAGAAAGCCGAUAACGCCAGCGUGCAAGUGGUGCAGGUAGGAGUGCUACACGAUCUAGGACCGCAGCUCCUUGUCGACCACGACGUGCGAGAGCUGUACACCAUCGCGGACAUACGCGGGUUUAACGACGUCAUCCGCGCUGUGUGCGCCAGCGACGACGACCGCUGCGACGUCUUCCUGCAGCGCACCUCCUCGCGUGAGUGUGAGAUCGGCAUGAAGACGAGCGGCGUCACGUCCUCGCUGAAGGUUUUGUUAGACGAAGGGCAGAGUGCCACGAAGCACCUGGAGGGCUCUGCGCGCUGCGAUGACCUGCAGGAAUUUGCACGUUUGUCUGUCCGCAUGGCCAAGGGGUCGCAGAGUGCGUCCCUCAUGAUGGGGUUUGGCUCUGACGGCAUCGCGCUGUUUCGCUUAGAGUGGAUCACCGAAUAUGGUCUUCGCACCGCAGAUCUGUUCUUCUGCGCGGCAUAG